AUGCCUGAUGUCUCGUUCAGCGCUUCCAUGUGGACCGACGAACAGGCCAAGGAAAUCCACGGUAUUGCCCGCUCGAUCAAGCCCGAUAUCAAAUUGCACGCCAUCAACCCCGGAUUGCAGGUGCAGCAGGGUCCAGAUGCGAUUGUUGAUUAUUCUGUGAGAAGGUGCCUCCGCUGCUGGACAGCGAAAAGCUUAGAAAAUGAGGUUGUACAUAUUUCAUACUGCGAUGUGGAAUGA
Messenger RNA from Aspergillus chevalieri, 237 nucleotides. RefSeq lists its product as uncharacterized. NCBI's taxonomy places the organism in Eukaryota, Fungi, Ascomycota, Eurotiomycetes, Eurotiales, Aspergillaceae. The record is from RefSeq and is a predicted model, not a curated record. The transcript has 2 exons. The coding region runs from base 1 to 237 and encodes 78 amino acids.